This is a messenger RNA of Cylicocyclus nassatus, 243 nucleotides long. NCBI's taxonomy places the organism in Eukaryota, Metazoa, Nematoda, Chromadorea, Rhabditida, Strongylidae. The record is from the annotation of a GenBank genome assembly.
AUGAGUGGUGAUCUUGCCGAAUUUGUGUUUGAGCUUGGCCUGAAAGCCAAAGAACUCAGCAAAGAAGAACAAGAGAAAAUGAGUGACAUCGGAAAGGCCCUCGCACACGCAGCUGAAGUGGACUAUGGCUUGACUCAAGAUAACGAGGAAGCUGCAAAGGUAACAACGAGGUCGAGUGAUUCUUCUAAGGAAGCUGAUGCUGCAUACCUGAAGCAAAAAAUCGAAAAAAUCAAGGGGAAAUGA